CGCACCACGCAGAGUCCUUCUGUCGGUUGGUCCUGGAGCGGCGCAGCCGGAGCGGGGCCGUGAGGAGAAUAAAGGCAGCCCCGUUGAUGACUGAAAAUGACAAAGCAUCCACCUAACAGACGAGGAAUCAGCUUUGAAGUGGGAGCCCAGUUGGAAGCCCGGGACCGAUUAAAAAACUGGUAUCCAGCUCACAUAGAAGACAUUGACUACGAAGAAGGAAAAGUACUCAUCCAUUUCAAGCGCUGGAACCAUCGUUACGAUGAAUGGUUCUGCUGGGACAGUCCGUAUUUACGCCCGUUAGAGAAAAUCCAGCUGAGGAAAGAGGGCUUACAUGGAGAAGAAGGAUCGUCUGAAUUUCAGAUAAAUGAACAGGUCCUUGCUUGCUGGUCUGAUUGUCGUUUUUAUCCAGCCAAAGUCACUGCUGUUAACAAGGAUGGUACUUACACUGUGAAAUUUUAUGAUGGAGUAGUUCAGACUGUCAAACAUAUUCAUGUCAAAGCUUUUUCCAAAGAUCAGAAUAUUGUGGGUAAUGCUAGGCCUAAAGAAACAGAUCACAAAAGUCUUUCAUCAACUCCUGAUAAACGAGAGAAGUUUAAAGAGCAGAGAAAAGCUACCGUCAAUGUGAAAAAAGACAAAGAGGACAAAGCCUUAAAAACAGAAAAGCGACCCAAGCAGCCUGAUAAAGAAGGAAAGCUGAUCGGCUCUGAAAAGGGAAAGGUGUCAGAGAAAAACCUUCCUAAGAACGAGAAGGAAGACAAGGAGAACAUUUCCGAAAAUGACAGGGAGUAUACUGGAGAUGCCCAAGUGGAUAAGAAGCCAGAAAAUGACAUUGUGAGGAGUCCACAAGAAAACUUGAGGGAGCCUAAAAGAAAACGAGGCAGACCCCCUUCCAUAGCUCCUACUGCUGUGGAUUCCAACUCCCAAACUUUGCAACCAAUAACAUUGGAAUUGAGAAGACGGAAAAUAUCAAAAGGAAGCGAAGUUCCAUUAAAACGUCCUCGGCUUGACAAAAAUUCACCACAAGAAAAGUCAAAAAAUUACGUGGAAAACACUGACUUAUCAAGGAGACGGUCCUCCAGACUGUCCACUAACGGGACUCAUGAGAUCCUAGAUUCUGACUUGGUUGUAUCAGAUUUGGUUAAUGUAGUUGAUACACAACCAUUGCGAGACACAUCUUCUAGCACCAAGGAAUCUGAAGGUCAGUUGAAAUCUCCUUUGGAAGCAGGACAGGUCUCAUCUGCACUAACUAGCCACUCCUUUGGGGAUGGUUUGGAGCCAACAGGUGUGGAGUUGAACUGCAAGUCAAUGGGAGAAAACACUAUGAAAACGGAACCAGCCUCUUCCGUUUCUGAGUUACAGGAGAUAUCGACUGUUACAGUAACAAAUGCUUUAAAGAAAACAGAUGAUUUUGUGGCAUCUAAAACACCAGCUGUUGACCUGGACCACAAGUUCAGAUGCAAGGUUGUGGACUGUUUAAAAUUUUUCCGCAAAGCCAAAUUAUUACACUAUCAUAUGAAGUAUUUCCAUGGAAUGGAGAAGUCACCAGAGCCCGAGGAAAGUCCCGGAAAGAGACAUGUCCAAACAAGGGGUUCUGCAGCUUCAGAUAAGGCCAGCCAGGAGAGUCUGCCUAGGAAACGAGUCUCGGCCAGUUCCCCAACUGUGAAAGACAAGGAAAAGAAUAAAGAGAAGAAGUUCAAAGAGUUUGUGAGAGUGAAACCAAAGAAAAAAAAGAAAAAGAAAAAGAAAACCAAGCCUGAAUGCCCCUGCAGUGAGGAGGUCAGUGAUACCUCCCAGGAGCCCUCUCCACCUAAGGCGUUUGCUGUUACCAGGUGUGGGACUUCACACAAGCCUGGAGCCCACCUGAGCCCACAGCUCCCUGGCUCAGAAUCCGGAAACCACAAAGGAAAAGUGAAAGUAUCUGAGGAGGAUAAUCUGAGUGAAUCCUCAUCCGAGAGCUUUCUUUGGAGUGAUGAAGAGUAUGGCCAAGAUGUGGACGUGACCACCAACCCAGAUGAAGAGCUGGAUGGGGAUGUCCGGUACGAUUUUGAGGUGGUCCGCUGCAUCUGUGAGGUCCAGGAGGAAAAUGACUUCAUGAUUCAGUGUGAAGAGUGCCAUUGCUGGCAGCAUGGGGUCUGCAUGGGAUUACUGGAAGAAAAUGUGCCCGAGAAAUACACCUGUUAUGUUUGCCAAGAUCCACCAGGUCAGAGACCUGGCUUCAAAUAUUGGUAUGACAAGGAGUGGUUGAGCAGGGGACAUAUGCAUGGCCUGGCCUUUCUAGACGAAAACUAUUCCCACCAGAAUGCCAAGAAGAUUGUGGCCACCCACCAGCUCCUUGGCGAUGUGCAAAGAGUAAUUGAGGUUCUGCAUGGUCUGCAGCUCAAGAUGAGCAUCUUACAAAGCAGGGAGCAUCCCGAUCUGCAGCUGUGGUGUCAGCCUUGGAAACAACACUCUGGGGAGGGACAGUCUCAUUCCAGACACAUCCAUGCUGCUGAAGGAAGGAGCACGGAGGAACUCCUAAGCUAUAGAACUUUGAACGGGGCAGUGGAGAAGCCCCUGCCCCUGCCCCUGCCUCUGCCCCCAUCUGUGGAAGAGUCCUAUAUCACCAGUGAGCAUUGCUACCAAAAGCCCCGCGCCUAUUACCCUGCUGUGGAACAGAAGCUGGUGGUCGAGACUCGAGGCUCCGCCCUGGAUGAUGCCGUCAACCCCCUCCAUGAGAAUGGUGACGAUUCCCUUUCCCCACGCCUGGGCUGGCCUCUAGAUCAAGACAGGAGCAGGGGCAACAGUGACCCGAAACCCAGCUCCCCAAAGGGAAGGGAAUAUGUGUCCAAAAAGGUCUCCCCAGAGGAAGCCCCUGCUCGGAAGCUGCUGGACAGAGGCGGAGAGGCACUGCUGAGCUCCCAGCACCAGUGGCAGUUUAACCUGCUGACACAUGUGGAGUCUCUGCAGGAUGAAGUCACUCAUAGGAUGGACUCCAUUGAGAAGGAGCUGGAUGUGUUGGAGAGCUGGCUGGACUAUACUGGGGAACUGGAGCCCCCAGAGCCUUUGGCCAGGCUACCACAACUGAAGCAUUGCAUCAAGCAGCUGCUGAUGGACCUAGGCAAGGUGCAGCAGAUUGCUCUCUGCUGCUCAACAUGAAGCUGUGCACCCAAACUAAUGGGGACACCUGCAGGAGAAGCUUCACGUAUUUAAAUAAACAAACCUAGCAUGCUGAAUGCACAUUGACGCCGACAGACAUCAGGGAUCUGGGCAGGGGUGUGGUGAGCAUUGGAUACAGAGGCCAUUUGGCUGUUUGGAAGGCUGGGCAGUCUGGUCUCAAAGCCUGCCAAGAAGAUACAAGUAAGACUCUUGUGGAUUCCUUUUUUGGUGUACAUCGUUGAAUGAAGAGAGAACUUUUUUGCACAAACUUCACUUGAAAUCGUGCCACUGAUGAUAAAAAAAUGGAAUGAGAGCCAAAAAAAUUAGUCGGGAAGUUGUAAAUUAGAUUUGCAGCUUAUUUGACUUUUUCAUCAGGUUGGGGCACAUACCAACCAUUACGGUUUCUGCCUGACAUUGUUUAGUCAGCAGACAUCAUUUUCACUUCCAGCGUCGUGGGCAUGUCGGACGGCACCAUUCUGUGAUGGCUGGGCAGGAGCUCGUUAGGCCUCUUCACUUACUCACAUCUCUUGCAUGACUUCAUGGUACGGGGGACAGGUUUUGUAUGCAUUCACCCCAGAGUUGGCCGGAUUGUUUCUUUUGUAGAGUCCAUAGACUAUGGAGAAGCUAGAAUCUCAUUCUAAUAAAAAUCUAGGGCAAAUUUCAAACUGAAGAGCAGGCAGGGUCUGCAACUUAAAGGACAGAAUUUUUUACUCACUUCUUAGACAGCUUCCCAGUUCUAUUUAAGGCCCCAAAAUUGUUUCCCUAAAUUUUGAACUCUUUCACUAUGAAGAUUUGUUAUGCAGAAUGUGGUUUGGAGAAUUACCUUAUUUUAUAAUGUAAACUUUCAAUCCUACACGUGCCGCUUUUCCUCCUGGAGGGUAUGUUCAGUAGUCAGCGUUUUCAGAAUUGUUUUGUUAAUAUACAUUUAACACUUUUAACUUUCCUGUUUGUGUUAUUUUGUGAGAUCAAGGUGAUCAUGCUGCUUAAGGUCCAGGUACAGUAUAUUUGUACCUUUUAAGACAAUUUUUGUGUUACUAUUGCAGGUUACGGUUCCAAGUAUAAUUGCUAUAUUGUGUUUUUUUACUAGUAGGCAAAGAACAUGUCCUAUGCUUUGAUGAGUGAAUCAUUACACUAUAGUUUUAUUAUUACUAAAAGCAGAAAUCUAAGCACAGCUGUCCAUUAAUAUUCACAAUUAUGGGUUUAUGAAUCUGUAAUGUUAUAUGCUGCAAAUAUUUACUGUGUAAACGUGAAGUAGCCAGUAUCUCAUAGCAAUGACAGUAUCUCCAGGGACCUUUGGAAUGGAUAGGCUGUGAGGCAUCUAUUGUGAAGGCCUGUAUACCAAGAUCUGUUUCAGAGAAUGCUCUUUUCUAGUGAAUUAUUUUCCAUUUGGUGUAAAUUUGACUAUAGGACAAGUAUAAAUUGGCCUGCUGUAGCUUAUCCAUCAGAGGGAAUACAUGCAGCCUAACAUCUGGAAGAAAGCAAACAGCUUCUCUACAGGAAUCUGUCACUUACUGUAAUGGUGGUGUUUCUGGUGUGGUAAGACACAAAAGUGUUUGUGGCAUCUGUUUUGAAUAAUCAGACAACAUAUUUUAAUAACCAUCUGAUACAUCUGAAAAAAGAGACAGGAUGAUUUUCUGUAGCCACAACUGUGAGGUAAGAUGACUUUUUUAAGAGUAAUGAUUUUGUUUUGUGAAAAUACAUUUGACUGUCACAUUUGAGGAAGUUGUCAACUUCGUCUUUUUGGAAGAUGAGGGCAGGAACUGAAUUACCCUAAUUUUGACAGGUGGCCAUUGUGGGUUCAUUGCUUAUGUUCCAUAAAGAUGAGGAGGGGGCAUUUUAUCCAUUAUGACUUUUGUCCUUAGGGAAGCAGGGAGGUUGCCCCAAGUUCUGACCUCUGUACUUCCCUAUAUUAAAGCCAUGUUGAGGGGCUUUAUCCCCGAUUCCUAAGUCAAGGUGAAUUAACCCCAAGUUGGAGCACUGGAAAUUAUUUGCAAACAUUACUGUUACCAUUUAGAAACAUGUGCACUACUACCUAAGUUUUGUCUUUUAAGAAAAACUAUCCACCUACAAAAAUUGCCUUGAUACAGACAGUUCUGGUUUGACUAAUCAUUUUGAGUGCUGAGUGUAUGCAAGGUGGAUCGUUGAUGAGCCACCAAUGCACUGUGGAUACAAACCUAUGUUUACGCGCUGUUAGAACAGAAUGCGCUAUGUAUAGAAAUGUUGCUCUGAAGCAAUAUUUGCAAAACAUGCAAACUUCUGUAUUCGGGAAAAAUAAAACAGGUUUUUGUUGCUUUGUU
Molecule: messenger RNA, 5432 nt
Organism: Echinops telfairi (small Madagascar hedgehog)
Lineage: Eukaryota; Metazoa; Chordata; Mammalia; Afrosoricida; Tenrecidae
Gene: PHF20
Product: PHD finger protein 20
Exons: 18
Coding region: 97-3135 (1012 amino acids)
Biological process (GO): regulation of transcription by RNA polymerase II
Cellular component (GO): MLL1 complex; NSL complex
Source: RefSeq, a predicted model, not a curated record